Messenger RNA from Musa acuminata AAA Group (dessert banana), 4311 nucleotides. RefSeq names its product ABC transporter B family member 4-like. Bases 290 to 4150 code for a protein of 1286 amino acids. NCBI's taxonomy places the organism in Eukaryota, Viridiplantae, Streptophyta, Magnoliopsida, Zingiberales, Musaceae. Gene Ontology annotation, cellular component: membrane. The record is from RefSeq and is a predicted model, not a curated record. The transcript has 11 exons. Gene Ontology annotation, biological process: transmembrane transport. Gene Ontology annotation, molecular function: ABC-type oligopeptide transporter activity; ATP hydrolysis activity; ATP binding.
ACAGAGAGCAGGUAAAGCAUAGCAUUAGAGUAAAGUGGUCGAAGGAAGCGGUGGUGGUUGCCAUCCCGCUCCUACUUGCGGCCACUGACUUCAGCCUUCACGUCACGGAUGCGCUUCGAGAAGCCUGUUGACCUACCUCUGACAACGAACUCAUUAAUCGACUCCAUGUGAACGGCGGAAAGCACAGCGUGGCAUCCGACGGCAUAUUUCCAGUUGGGAUCCCCUCCACGUGUUCUUCCUCCGGCAAUAAGUAUUGCGUAGAGGAGGAGGAGGAAGAGGAGGACGCGAGAUGGGAGAGGAGGAGAGGAAGAAGGAUGAGCAGAAGGUGGCUUUCCACAGGCUGUUCGCUUUCGCCGACGGCCGCGACGUGGCGCUGAUGGCCGUCGGCACGGUGUCGGCGGUCGGCAACGGGAUAUCGAUGCCGAUCAUGACGCUCAUCUUCGGGCAGAUCAUCGACGCCUUCGGCUACGCCGACAACUCCACCGUUGCUCACCAAGUCAACAAGAUUGUUCUGAAGUUUGUCUAUCUUGCACUUGGGACAGGAUUAGCUGCCCUCCUGGAGGUCUCAUGUUGGAUGGUGACUGGAGAAAGGCAAGCGGCACGCAUACGAGCACUGUACCUGGAAACCAUACUCAGGCAAGAUGUUGCCUUCUUUGACAAAGAGAUGACAACUGGAGAAGCAGUAGAGAGGAUGUCAGGAGACACUUUGCUCAUUCAAGAUGCCAUUGGUGAAAAGGUUGGGAAGUUCGUACAACUGUUGUCCACCUUCUUCGGUGGCUUCAUCAUCGCAUUCGCCAAGGGAUGGCUUCUCUCCCUUGUCAUGCUCUCCAGCUUGCCUCCCAUCGCCAUCGCCGGCGCAGUCAUGUCAUGGAUGAUCGCGAAGCUGUCGAGCCGCGGGCAGGCGGCAUAUUCCGAAGCCGGCAACGUCGUUGAGCAGACCAUUGGAUCCAUCAGAACUGUCGUCUCCUUCACCGGCGAAGACCGAGCCGUCGAGCUCUACAACAAGUCCAUAAACACUGCGUACAGGUCGUCGAUGCAGGAAGGUGUCGCCUCUGGCCUCGGCAUGGGUGCCGUCUUCAUGGUUGUGUUCUCCAGCUAUGGCCUGUCCACAUGGUAUGGUGCCAAGCUGAUCAUCGACAAAGGCUACAGUGGAGGAGUUGUGAUCAAUGUCAUGUUCGCAAUCAUGGUCGGUGGAAUGUCUUUGGGACAGACAUCGCCAUGCGUCAGCGCGUUUGCAGCAGGGAGGGCCGCAGCUUACAGAAUGUUCGAGACGAUCAAAAGGCAGCCGGAGAUCGACGCCAACGACACGAGUGGAAUCGUCUUGGAAGACGUUAAUGGUGAGAUUGAGCUCAAAGAUGUGUUCUUCAGCUAUCCGACGAGGCCGGAGCAACUGGUAUUCAAUGGGCUGUCGCUGCGCGUCCCCAGUGGAACCACCAUGGCCAUAGUCGGAGAAAGCGGCUCCGGGAAGUCCACGGUCAUCAGUCUGGUUGAGAGAUUCUACGAUCCUCAGGCUGGUGAAGUUCUCAUCGAUGGCGUCAACCUGAAGAAGCUGAGACUCCGACACAUUCGAGAAAAGAUCGGACUGGUGAGCCAGGAGCCUGUUCUGUUCACGGCCACCAUCAAGGAGAACAUCGCCUACGGCAAAGAAGGCGCGACGCUGGAAGAGAUCAAACGGGCCGCCGAGCUCGCCAAUGCCGCGAGAUUCAUCGACAAGCUGCCCAACGGGCUCGAUACGGCGGUGGGAGAGCACGGGACGCAGCUCUCAGGCGGGCAGAAGCAGCGGAUCGCCAUCGCCAGAGCGAUCCUCAAGGAUCCCAAGAUCCUGCUGCUGGAUGAAGCGACGAGCGCGUUGGAUACGGAAUCGGAACGGAUCGUUCAGGAGGCGCUGAGCAGGAUCAUGUCGCAGAGAACCACAAUAGUCGUCGCGCACCGCCUGAGCACCGUGAGGAACGCCGACACCAUCACCGUCCUGCACGAGGGAAGAGUCGUAGAACAAGGUCCUCACUCGACUUUGGUGAACGAUCCCAACGGCGCUUACUGUCAGCUCAUCCGCCUUCAAGAACUCCGCCAGGAAGGAGACGAAGAGCCUUCGAAUGACCAUGGAAGACUCAGCUCCAAUAACGAUGCUGCUACAAAAUCCAUGAGCAAGUCCUUCAGGAGGACCUCGUUGAGCAGAUCCAUCAGCAGAGGCUCGUCACUCGGCAGGAGCAGCAGGCUAUCCUUCACCACUGGAUUCGGUCUGCCCGGCUCCAUCGAGAUCCAGGACGGGGAGUCCAGAGCAGAUGAAGGUAAUCAAGGCCAGCUCGAGCCUCGCCGGGACGUCCCCAUUAAGCGGCUCGUUUACCUCAACAAACCGGAGGCGCCGGUUCUGCUCAUUGGAUCCGUAGCUGCGGCCGUGCACGGAGUGCUCUUCCCGAUCUUCGCCAUACUCAUCUCCAGCGCCAUCAAGACGUUCUACCAGCCGCCACACGAGCUCCGAAAGAACGCUAGAUUCUGGGCGUUGAUGUACACCGUCUUGGGUAUCGUCGCGCUGCUCAGCGUGCCGAUCCAAUUCUUCUUCUUCGGCGUGGCCGGCGGGAAGUUGGUCGAGCGCAUUCGCUCCUUGUCGUUCAAGAAGGUCGUCCACCAGGAGAUCAGCUGGUUCGACGAGCCUUCCAAUUCCAGGUCUUCUCUCGCAACCUAUCCUACUUCCUUUUUGAGUUCAAGCAUGGCUUCUGCUCAUCUCAAUCAUCCUCUGCUCUGCAGUGGUGUAAUCGGUGCAAGGCUAUCAGUAGAUGCUGCGACUGUUCGGAGUUUGGUGGGAGAUAACCUGGCCUUGUUGGUGCAGAACCUCUCAACAGUCAUCGCAGGAUUCCUGAUCGCCAUCAUCGCAAAUUGGGAACUGUCUUUAGUGAUUAUAGUCGUCAUUCCAUUGGUCGGUCUUCAAGGAUACGCUCAGAUCAAGUUCCUCAAGGGGUUCAGUGCAGAUGCCAAGGCGAUGUAUGAACAAGCAAGUCAAGUGGCAAGCGAUGCGAUCAGCAGCAUCCGCACGGUGGCAUCCUUUUCUGCCGAGAAGAGGAUGAUGGACGCUUACAGAAAGAAGUGCGAAGCUCCAAUGAAGCAUGGCAUUAGGCAGGGGCUCGCCAGUGGCUUGGGCUUCGGCUUCUCGUUCAUGACUCUCUACUUCACCUACGCCCUGUGCUUCUACGUCGGAGCUCGUUUUGUGAAAGACGGCAAAGCGACCUUCACGGAAGUAUUCAGGGUCUUCUUUGCCUUAACCAUGGCAAGUCUCAGCGUUUCGCAAACAAGUGCAUUGGGUCCAGACUCCACCAAAGCUAAGGAUUCAGUGGCUUCCAUCUUUGCGAUCCUCGACAGGAAGUCCAGCAUCGAUUCGAGCAGUGAUGAGGGCAUGAUCCUGGAUAAUGUAAAGGGUACCAUUGAGCUCCAACAUGUCAGCUUCAAGUAUCCAUCUCGGCCCGACGUGCAAAUCUUCAGAGACUUGUGCUUGACCAUUCAUUCAGGAAAGACUGUUGCACUUGUUGGAGAGAGUGGCAGUGGAAAGUCUACAGCGGUUGCUCUUCUGGAGAGGUUUUAUGACCCUGAUUCUGGUAGUGUCUUGUUGGAUGGAGUGGACAUUAAGAAGCUCAAGGUGAGAUGGCUGAGGCAACAGAUGGGCUUGGUAAGCCAAGAGCCUGUGCUAUUCAAUGACACGAUUCGAGCCAACAUAGCAUACGGGAAGGAAGGAGAAGCGUCCGAGAAAGAGAUUGUUGCAGCUGCGGAGAUAGCCAACGCACACCAAUUCAUCUCAGGAUUGCCGCAGGGAUACAACACGACGGUGGGCGAGAGAGGCAUCCAGCUCUCCGGCGGGCAGAAGCAGCGUGUCGCGAUCGCUCGUGCCAUCUUGAAGGAUCCGAGGAUACUGCUGCUGGAUGAGGCCACCAGCGCUUUGGAUGCGGAGUCUGAGCAUGCGGUGCAGGAGGCGUUAGAUCGAGCGGUUGUCGGUCGAUCGACUUUGAUCGUGGCACAUCGCCUGUCAACGAUAAAGGGAGCCGAUACGAUUGCAGUUCUGAAGAACGGGGUGAUAGUUGAGAAGGGAAGACAUGAAGCACUGAUCAAUCGCAAAGAUGGGGUUUAUGCUUCGCUGGUAGCACUCUAUACGAGUUCGAACUGAAGCUCUUGUACCGAUCAUGAAGGGUAGAACUUUUUUACUGCAUGAACUUGUUCUUGUCAAAAGGAAGCAAAUCAAAUUCUCCCACAUAAAAAAAGAGAAACAUUGUGCAUGAAUUAAUUUUAAUCAUGUUAAUGUGAUACACAUCCAUGAAUUUGGAUCUA